Messenger RNA from Vitrella brassicaformis, 4487 nucleotides. NCBI's taxonomy places the organism in Eukaryota, Vitrellaceae. The record is from the annotation of a GenBank genome assembly.
CCCACACACACACUCACUCAGACAGACAGACAGACAGGGAGAGAGGGGACGUGUGUGUGUGUCAGCUCAACCAGCUCAACCAGUUCAAUCAACAACCUGUACUGUCAUUAUGUGUAUGUGUGUGUGGUGGGUGCAUGUUUGUUAAACGCCCCCCAUCCCAUCUCCCUCCCUCGCCUGUCUGGCUGGCUGUCACCUGUUGGCUGCACUGCAACGCACCACUCACUACCCACACCCAUCUCACCUGGCUCACAAACACAGCUGGCGGCCGGCCACAGAAAGAAAAAAGACAACGGGCCGACCGGUCUGUCUAUGUCGCACCACCCACACACACGUGGGCAGGCGGAGAGGAACGAAAGCACGCAAAGAGGGAAAAGUGUGCGAGCUGAGCGUGGGUGAGAGAGUGGGUGUGGGUGUGGGUGUGGGGUGUUGUGGGCUGUUGCUCAUGAGGUGACCAUGGCCGUGGCCCCCUCGCCGUGGAGGUCGUGCUCGGCCGUGUUGAGAGCUGACCGCGGUAGGGACAUCUUGGCCUCGAACUGGGUCUGCAGCGACGCCCACUUGCGCGCGCGGUCAUCCUCGUACUGCUUCUGUCUGCAGGCCAACACACACACGCACACACAAACCAUGCCGUUGCUGCCUCAUCUCGACUGCGUGGCGUGUGUGGUGAGUGAGGGGGGGGGGGACGGCCAAUGCAGUCAGUGGGUUUGGUUUGGUUUACUGACUUUUCCUCCGACUCUCUGUGUUUGUUUGAGCAUUCGUCGAACAGCGGCGGGUCGGCCUCCAUCAGCAGCUUCAACACGUUGUACGUCAAGCCGUGGACAGUGCUGACCCACCGAUGGAUGGAUGGACGGAUGGAUGGAACAAAGGCAGACAGGCAGGCAGGGACACACACGCAGCAAAGCGACAUGCAUCACCACACAUCACAUCCUCUAGGUAUGUGUGUAUGUGUGUGGUGUGUGUCAGUCAUGUUUUGUGGGUGGUGUGGUUGGUGGUUAUUACUUGUUCCAGUGGUGUUUGGAGUUCUUGUACAGCGCACCAAUGACAAUCGGGAACAGCGUCUGCAGUGAGUGAGUUGCAGAGAUAGAAGGGAGAGGAGAGGGAAUGGGUGGGACGCACGGCCGGCUGGCGGCUGGCUCUGUGUGUGUGUGUGUGUGUACCUGUCUGUUUUGGUUGAUGAGUUUGACGAUGUAAUCAUUGUUCCACAGAAACAGCACACGCUCAGCAACCUGCACACACACACACACACACAAAGCACCACAGCAGUCGUGUGCAGGUGUGUGUGGCCAUCCAUCCAUCCAUCCAUCCGUCCGUCUGUCUGUCUGUGUGUGUACCUGGAAGUGUGGGCUGACGAUGCAGGCGGCCACCUUCUUGAACAGGGGCUCCAUCACACGCUGAAACUCGGGCGGCUGCGUCAACUCCAAUAUCUGCCACAUCCCACACACACACAGAUGGAUGGAUGGAUCGAUGUGGUCUCUCUGUCUGUCUCUCUGUUGGUCGUUCCUGUGUGUCCAUUACCUCUUCCAGCUCGUUGAGGAAUAGGACCUCCUUUGGUGUGUUGGUGACCGGCCAGUACCGCAGCAAACCCAUCAGAAUCGUCUCGGCCAAGCGGGGAUCCUUCUCGACAAACCUGACACACACACACACAGAGAGAGGGGGGGAGACCCACCGGUGUGUGCGAUACACAGACACAUGUGUGCAGCCAGCCAGGCGUCCUUACUGGGUCAUGCAGUAAGCGAGUUGCUGGUGGAAUGCGUUGAGCGUGCGGGCCUUGUGGAGGGGGAUGAGCGAGUGCUCCAGGAACUGACGGUGCUCCUCCUUCAGCGGCAACGCAAACCCGUUGAUAAUACUGCAGACAGCCACACACACAACACACAACACACACAGGGCCUGGAUGGACAAAUGGUAUGUGUGUCUGUGUGUGUUGUGUGUGUGUGUCAGUCGGCACGUCUGUCUGCGCACCUGCCGAGGAUCUCGAGGAGUUCAGCGAUUCCGUUGCGGACCUCGCACUCGUAGACGAACUUGUAGAAGACGUUCUGGAUGGCCUUCCGCACAAACGACCUGCAAAGCCAUCACAUCAAACCACACAUAGAGUCAAAGUGGGAGUGUAGUCUCUCUCUCUCUCUGUGUGUGUGUGUGUGUGCUCUGCCUGUCGGCUCUCUCUCCGACCGCCUCAACCUCUCUCUCUCUCUCUCUCUGUGUGUGUGUGUGUGUGUACCUGAGUGCCAUGAAUUUGCCGUAGAUGCGAUGCAGGAUGGUCUUGAGGUAGUCGCGCUCACGGGGAUCCUCAGACGCGAACAACUCCAGCAACUGACAGACAUGAACGAACGAAGAACGAAUCAGUGUCGCACCACAAGACACACCACACCGUGCCAAGACACUCCAUCACGUGUGCUGACUGACCUUGACAACGAAGUUUUGGUCGAUGAACUUUUUGGCGACUUUUGGGUCGACGUCAUUGGAGACCACGAACCGCAGGAAGAACUCAUAGACUAUCUGCAGGUGCGGCCACGACCUGCACAGCACAAACCAACACAGCCAGACACACACACACACAUACAGAGACAGAGAGAUGUGUGUGUGGGGUGGGGGUGUGUGAGUGUGGGGUGGGCACGCUUCUAGCGUGGGUUCCUCUUCCUCCGGGUCGUAUGUGAUGACGUUCUGCGUCGUGGAGGCCGGCAGCGCACGGAAAAUGUUCAUGCCAACCUGACACACACAACGCACACCGGACACCGGACACGAGUGGGAUAGAUGGUCUCUACCGGCUCAUAUGGCUCACCCACCAUGUGCACGACGUCCUGCAUGAUCUGCUCGUUGUAGAAAUUGCGAGUGUUGUUGACGUACCUAACCAACAGACACAGAGACAGACAGACAGACAGACACACAGAGAGACGUGCAUCAAUCUAAUCUCUCUCUCUCUCUCUCUGUGUGUGUGUAUGUGUGUGUGUGUGUGUGUGUAUGUUGUCGGUGUGUCUGCGUUGAUUCACUCGUGGCUCGCUCACUCGACAAUCUCCAGUAGCGUCUGUCGUUUGGCCUCCUUCUCCUUCAUGUAAGCGUCGGGCUGCUUGAAGUCGUAUACGUAACAGCACGCCUGCAGCUUCUUGCGGAACAACUCCACUCGCUCACUCGCUGGCGCCUCUGAUACCAUAGAUGCGCCACGCCAUGCACACAGACAGACGCAUCUUGCCCCUCCUCUCUCUGUUUCUUGCCUCUCUCUCUCUGUGUGUCCGUCUCUCUCUCUCUCUCUGUGUGUGUGUGUGUGUGUGUGUGUGUGUACCUCUGAGUGCGGGCAGUGCGGCGAAUGGGUUCUCCUCGCCCACGGUGUUGGCGUUUCUGUUGCCCCGGCCGGGCGGCGCCAUCGCACCCACACCGCGGUUCGGACUCACCGCCCCUGCUGCCUUGGGAGCUGGUUUGUAAAGCAAUCGCACACACACAUAUACAGAGAGAGAUGAGCGCGUGCAGGUGGUUGCCAUCCAAUUGCCAUGCCCUCGGGUACGGUACCCACCGACCCGGUGUGGAGGUUUGUGCGGAUGGCGGCGAUGCGGGAGGAGGCUGACCGGACGGGGCACCUGCCUUGGGCUGCACACACCACACACAAAGGCAGGCACCAAUGACAGACAGACAGACAGACACGCAACACAACGCACGGAUCAGAGAAAAACGGUGCGGUGUUGGAGUCUUUCUCACCGCCGGCUUCUCGUUGGCACCCUGCAGUUGAGCGAAUGGAGUGAGGUCCAUGCAGACACAGACACAGACACACACACACCAAGAGAGCCAUGCAUGUCACGAUGCAUGACGAGAUAGAAGAAAGGUCUUCUAUGCGAGCCUGUCUGUCUGUCUGUAUGUCUGUCUGUGUGCGCCUGAUCUUCUCUUUUGGUUGGCGUGGUGUGUGGUGUGUGUGGUUCCUUACUGUGUCGGUUACCAUGCGCCGUUUGACACUUUGGAUCAACCUGCACACACACACACACACACACACAUGCAACGAACGAACACAGGUACAGCACAGAUAGCACAAACAAACAGACAUGACACACACCGAGGGACACAUCCAUCCAUCCAUCCAGACACACACAUCAACCAAGUAACCACCAUGGUACACACACUGCUCGUCUCCUCUCCUUGUGUGUCCCUCCCUGCCUGCGUCCGUGAGCACAUGUGUGUCGCCUGGCUUGGCUCCCUCCCUCCCUCCCAUGCUAUGCUGCUUAUUCCCUUUACUUCAUGAUGGUGUCUGUGUGGGUGUGGCGCUGCUGAGUCAGUCGGCGAUGCUCUCAAUCAACCAAAGACCACCACAGAAAGAAAGACGCUCCAAAAUCGCUUCAAACUCCCCACAGCACAACUCCCACAGCGAUGGCAGACGGUUGCAGGGCCUCAGCGGCCUGACGCUGCUCUGCUUGACCCGCUCGUGAGAAGAGCUCCUGAGUUGGGUGGUCAGGCCGCCAUGCCCGAUGGCAGAGAAGGACAAAGGCAGCCUCAGCCCUCCUGCUUCUCUCACC